This is a messenger RNA of Galeopterus variegatus (Sunda flying lemur), 696 nucleotides long. It is a transcript of the gene SWI5, whose product is annotated as SWI5 recombination repair homolog (yeast). Gene Ontology annotation, biological process: double-strand break repair via homologous recombination. The record is from RefSeq and is a predicted model, not a curated record. The transcript has 5 exons. Gene Ontology annotation, cellular component: Swi5-Sfr1 complex; Swi5-Swi2 complex. Lineage: Eukaryota; Metazoa; Chordata; Mammalia; Dermoptera; Cynocephalidae. The annotation marks the transcript as partial.
UCACGGGAUUCUAAUCAGCUGGCAGACCUGAGAGGCCGCUCUCCAGCCCCCGUCCUGGACCCUCCUGUGUCACAUAAACCCCUGACCCGGGGGGCUCGGACCCCAGGGCUCAGAAGGACGGAACCGGGCCUUCACCGAAGCUGCCGCGGGGCCUUCCGAUCCCCUCGUCCAUCUCCCAACUCUGGCCAGGCUAAUGGGACCAACGAGGAGUCUCUGCAUGUUGACAUUCAGAAACUGAAGGAGAAGAGCAACAUGCUGGACAAAGAGAUCUCUCAAUUAAUAUCUGAAGGCUACAGUGUGGAUGAAUUGGAGGACCACAUCUCCCAGCUCCACGAGUAUAAUGACAUCAAGGAUGUGGGGCAGAUGCUACUGGGCAGACUAGCUGUGAUCCGAAGUGUCACCACCAAAGAGUUAUAUCCAGAAUUUGGUCUGGACAUGAGUGACUGAGCAGAGGCUCGUUGCCCCUUGUCCACAGCCCACAGGGACAGGCAGAUGUGGACAUGAGAAGCAGUGAGAGCCCAGCCAACACACCUACAAGGUUUCCAGCAAGAAAAUGCCAGAAACCCUUUUCUAGAGAGCCCACACUGAAUCAGGAGGGAGCCUAGAAAAGAGGGGGGUAGGUUCUUGAAAUGUCCCAGUGAUACCUGUGUACAGGUAUGUGUAUCCUAUUUUGUCAAUAAACAUUUAACUAAUCUU